CAAAAUGGCGGAAGUGAACGUACAAAAUCUUCUCCGUUUGUACAAGCUUAGGGACAGGUUUGACGCCGUAAUCCUAGCUGUUCAUGCUUGCCUUGUGGAGCGAGAAUUCCGCUGUAUCAAUUCAGGGGAGGAGAGAAACACACAACAAGAAUUUGAUUUCGGAGAGACUCUUCCUCCCAAUUGGAAUUCUCUUGACGAUGUUUACGCUCUUCAGUACCGAAGAGGAAACUUUAGUUCUGUGUACAUUUUAAAAGCCUUGAGGCUGGGUGAUAAAAUGAUGCUGUAUCUCAUGGAGGAAGAUGAAUCCAAAAUGUUUGACAUAGAACUGGAUGUGGAGAGCUACACUUCCACAUCAGCUGAAUACAACUCUACACAGGGUACCCAACAGAUGGACAGAAUAUUCAAACACCUGGAGCAAUUGAAGACAAAAAUAUUCAAAGAAGUUGUCGACAAAUUUACUUCAAGCACCAGCAGGGCAGGUUCCCAUGAGGAAAGAAGGCAGAACAGAACAGAUAAUCAGAGGGAGCAACCAAGCAGAUUGAUUGAUGAUGACCCACUGAGAAUACCUCCACGCAGGCCACCAGACUUUCAUGGGGAAUGGGCACCACCUGCAGUAGGGCCUUUUAGAUAUGGUGAUGGAGACAGGUUCCCUGGACACCCAGGUGGUAGUGGUGGCAUGUUGAUGGACCCUUUUCGUACAGGAGGCAUGGGUGGGGUAGGACCUGGAAGGUUUGGACCACCACCCCUCCCAGGACAGUUGCCAAGGGGUGCUGUCCCUCCAGGGGCCAGGUUUGAUCCAUUUGGACCAGUACCACCUAGAGGAUCAGGUGCUGAUCCACGGUCAGGAAGAUUUGCUGGACCUGACUCAGAUCACUUGCCACCACCAGGAUAUGAUGACAUGUUCAUGUGAAACUAAUGGUUAAAAAAAAAUUGGUUCUUCAAGCCUAGAAUUAUGAAGAAUUGGCUUGUUAUUUCUAAGUUAAACUUAGUUUUAUGAUGCUGUUACAGAUUGAAGAUAAAUUGAACUUCAUUGUUUCAGGUCUUAUUAAAAUAACUUUUGUUCAGAUCUCUGACUGGCUUAAUUUGUUGAUAUUUUACACAAGUACAGUUCAAACCAUCUUAUGAGCCAAAACUAUCAUUAAUGACAAUUAAAAUGUAGGGAGUUACAAAGUGAAUAUCUUAUAAGUAAUGCAUGGUUGUUUUCUAGAAGGGAGCUAACAAAAUUCUCUAGCUUCAAUAUUACCACUCUAGAUAGUCUCCUGAAGCUUUUCACAUGAAUAAAUUCAUAGCUGCUUGUAAGUGUGCGAGCAUAAUUUCAUUUUUAGCCCUGUGAAAAUGGUGCUGACUAAAACUGAGAGCUAUAACUGAGAGUAUUUACCACUUCCUAUUCUGGAUUUCAAGUGUUGGUCGUAAAUAUGCAGACAAGAGGCUGUACAGCAGUCCCUCGUUUACAUGCUCAUGGCAACAAGUGUUUUGUAGUUGAUGCAUAUGCUUAUAGCAAACAGAUAUUUUCCCCAACAUGUAGACUUCUCUCUGGCUGAUUUUAUUCCUUCUUCAGAGGCAAAAAUCAGGUCACUAAAUUCUCCAAGAUAUGAUAGCUUAUUUAUUUUUGAUUUGUUUAUUUUGUUGGCUCCACAUUAGUAUUUAGUGUUACAUGAAUUUUUGCAAAUUCUCAUUACCAGCUCUAUAUAUAUAUAUAUCUGUGGGACACCAUUAGAUUUGUGAAGGAUCUGGAGAAAUGAUCACUCGUAAGACCAAGGGUGUGUAGAAAGAAGCAAAUAGUUUGUCUAAUAAAAGUAGCUGUGAGCACAGAUGGAAACACAAAAUUGAAGUAGGUGUUGCAGAAUUUUUAUUCCUCCCAGUUGUUGGUUUUAGUCAACAUAUGCACAUUGACAGAUCUUUAAUUCAUAGAAAAAUACAAAUUGAAGUAGCUGUGGGCAGAUUUUUUAUUUACAGCAAUACAUCAACAUGUCUCAGGUAAAGAAAACAAAUUUGCUAAUUGUGAAGUCAAAGCAUAAAGGAGUAAUAGUCGCAAUUCACUCAAUUGUGUUCCAAAGUUGAGAAAAAAAGGGAUACUUCAGAGGAUUUCAAAGGUCAUCUUAAUCCCAAACUGUACAUAGUACAUUAGUUUUUCAGCUAUUUUGUUUGGGCUCGUAAAUAUUGCUUAAUAUGCUACAGUUGCUAUGUGAAAUCUCAUUGUUAAAAGCUGCUCCUCUUAAAAAAGCCAGAUUUCAUGCAGUUGUUAGAUCCCAUAUCAAAACUAAUUUGGAUCAGUUGAAACAUUGAGACUGCUCAGAAAAUGCACUUGUUUCAAAUGUACAAAGUUCCUGCAUGAUUCUCCUACUUACAACUGAUUCCAUGACAUUUUUUUUAGGUUACAAUGACCAUCAAAGAUAAUGGGCUACAUUUGCACACAAGAGCCCCUAAAAUUGGCCACUUUUUUAUUUAAAUUUGCGCUUUGGUAACAAAAGCAAAAUAAGCUAUCUUGAUGUCCAGUUCUUUGUAUACUACAUUCUAAUCAUUGUGGUCUUAGGUUCUCUUCCCUCUGAUUAACCGAAAAAGUUAGAGAAAGAGCUUUGGCUCAGAAUUAAAAAUACAAAAAUUGCAAUGAAUUGUCUCUGAGUUACAAAAAAGAAAAAAAAAGUAAAGUUCUAAGCUUAAAAAGAAAUCAAAUAAAUAGCAACAGUUAAACAAUUUGUGAAUUUCAUAUUAGCAAUUUUUCUGAAAAUGACAAUCUUCAUUGCAAUGUGGAGGUAGGAUACUCCUGGAAUGAAUGACAUGCAAAAAUUGUACAUCCUAUAUCUCAAACUACUUGAAAUAAUUAUAUUAAUUACAAUUUCACCCAGCUCCAACCAAACUUCAUGGAAUUCCUCCAAAAAUCAGUGUAACACAUGCAAAGAAGGGUACACAAACAAUUCCCUAAAUGAAUUCCUUGUAAAUAGAAAAGUCUCUGAGCAGAUACAAUAAUACAAGGAAAUGAUCUUAGGGCUCAACACUGACAGUAGUCAACUAACCAGUUGAAAUUCCGUUCUGGCUAGUGGUUUUCAAUUUCCGCUAGACAGUUUGGUUAGUAAACAAACUGAAAUGUUGUAACAUUUAAGGUGUCAUUAGCCACUUGGCUAGUAAGUUGAAAGGUAGUGUCAAGCCCUGGAUCUACAGAAGGAGGGAAAAAUGCACCUUUUGUAGUUUAAACCCUUUGACUCCAACAAGUGAUCAAGACAGAAUUUAUCCUUACAAUAUCAACAUCAUAAUUAUCAAGUGAUGAGAAAAAACUAUAUGGAUUGUGGGAUGUAAGAGUUGAACUAACAUAACAAGAAUUGUGUGGCAGACAGUAAUGAGAAUUACUAAUGAGAUCUUGGGGUGAAAUAGUUAACAUUGUGUGAAGGCAACUCGACACUGAUUUGUGGUUGGGGAUGCUGUUUCCAUUUAAUGAAAUUUUCCAUGCUACUAAAACACAGAAUAAUCAAAGCAUACUUCAACUCAAAUGUAGGAAAAGUAAACUAUACAGGUGAUGGGUACUAAAUGAAAA
Messenger RNA from Stylophora pistillata, 3529 nucleotides. Its product is annotated as proteasome inhibitor PI31 subunit. NCBI's taxonomy places the organism in Eukaryota, Metazoa, Cnidaria, Anthozoa, Scleractinia, Pocilloporidae. Gene Ontology annotation, biological process: proteasome-mediated ubiquitin-dependent protein catabolic process. Gene Ontology annotation, molecular function: endopeptidase inhibitor activity; proteasome binding. The record is from RefSeq and is a predicted model, not a curated record.